AUGGAAAAGAUGCUCGCAGGCUGCUUUCUGCUGAUCCUCGGACAGAUCCUCCUCCUCCCUGCCGAGGCCAGGGAGCGGUCACGUGGGAGGUCCAUCUCUAGAGGCAGACACGCUCGGACCCACCCGCAGACGGCCCUUCUGGAGAGCUCCUGUGAGAACAAGCGGGCAGACCUGGUUUUCAUCAUUGACAGCUCCCGCAGUGUCAACACCCAUGACUAUGCAAAGGUCAAGGAGUUCAUCGUGGACAUCUUGCAAUUCUUGGACAUUGGUCCUGAUGUCACCCGAGUGGGCCUGCUCCAAUAUGGCAGCACUGUCAAGAAUGAGUUCUCCCUCAAGACCUUCAAGAGGAAGUCCGAGGUGGAGCGUGCUGUCAAGAGGAUGCGGCAUCUGUCCACGGGCACCAUGACAGGGCUGGCCAUCCAGUAUGCCCUGAACAUCGCAUUCUCAGAAGCAGAGGGGGCCCGGCCCCUGAGGGAGAACGUGCCACGGGUCAUAAUGAUCGUGACGGAUGGGAGACCUCAGGACUCCGUGGCCGAGGUGGCUGCUAAGGCACGGGACACAGGCAUCCUAAUCUUUGCCAUUGGUGUGGGCCAGGUAGACUUCAACACCUUGAAGGCCAUUGGGAGUGAGCCCCACGAGGACCAUGUCUUCCUGGUGGCCAAUUUCAGCCAGAUUGAGACGCUGACCUCCGUGUUCCAGAAGAAGUUGUGCACAGCCCACAUGUGCAGCACCCUGGAGCAUAACUGUGCCCACUUCUGCAUCAACAUCCCUGGCUCAUACGUCUGCAGGUGCAAACAAGGCUACAUUCUCAACUCGGAUCAGAGGACUUGCAGAAUCCAGGAUCUGUGUGCCAUGGAGGACCACAACUGUGAGCAGCUCUGUGUGAAUGUGCCGGGCUCCUUCGUCUGCCAGUGCUACAGUGGCUACGCCCUGGCUGAGGACGGGAAGAGGUGUGUGGCUGUGGACUACUGUGCCUCAGAAAACCACGGAUGUGAACAUGAGUGUGUAAAUGCUGAUGGCUCCUACCUUUGCCAGUGCCGUGAAGGAUUUGCUCUUAACCCAGAUAAAAAAACGUGCACAAAGAUAAACUACUGUGCCUCAUCUAAUCACGGAUGUCAGCACGAGUGUGUUAACACAGAUGAUUCCUAUUCCUGCCGCUGCCUGAAAGGCUUUACCCUGAAUCCAGAUAAGAAAACCUGCAGAAGGAUCAACUACUGUGCACUGAACAAACCGGGCUGUGAGCACGAGUGCAUCAACACGGAGGAGAGCUACUACUGCCGCUGCCGCCGUGGCUACACUCUGGACCCAAAUGGCAAAACCUGCAGCCGAGUGGACCACUGUGCACAGCAGGACCAUGGCUGUGAGCAGCUGUGUCUGAACACGGAGGAUUCCUUCGUCUGCCAGUGCUCAGAAGGCUUUCUCAUCAACGAGGACCUCAAGACCUGCUCCCGGGUGGAUUACUGCCUGCUGAGUGACCAUGGUUGUGAAUACUCCUGCGUCAACAUGGACAGAUCCUUUGCCUGUCAGUGUCCUGAGGGACACGUGCUCCGCAGUGAUGGGAAGACGUGUGCAAAAUUGGACUCUUGUGCUCUGGGGGACCACGGUUGUGAACAUUCAUGUGUAAGCAGUGAAGAUUCGUUUGUGUGCCAGUGCUUUGAAGGUUAUAUACUCCGUGAAGAUGGAAAAACCUGCAGAAGGAAAGAUGUCUGCCAAGCUAUAGACCAUGGCUGUGAACACAUUUGUGUGAACAGUGACGACUCAUACACGUGCAAGUGCUUGGAGGGAUUCCGGCUUGCUGAGGAUGGGAAACACUGCCGAAGGAAGGAUGUCUGCAAAUCAACCCACCAUGGCUGCGAACACAUUUGUGUUAAUGAUGGGAAUUCCUACAUCUGCAAAUGCUCAGAGGGAUUUGUUCUAGCUGAGGACGGAAGACAGUGCAAGAAAUGCACUGAAGGCCCAAUUGACCUGGUCUUUGUGAUCGAUGGAUCCAAGAGUCUUGGAGAAGAGAAUUUUGAGGUCGUGAAGCAGUUUGUCACCGGAAUUAUAGAUUCCUUGACGAUUUCCCCCAAAGCCGCUCGAGUGGGGCUGCUCCAAUAUUCCACACAGGUCCGCACAGAGUUUACCCUGAGAAACUUCAACUCAGCUAAAGACAUGAAAAAAGCCGUGGCCCAUAUGAAAUACAUGGGAAAGGGCUCUAUGACUGGGCUGGCCCUGAAACACAUGUUUGAGAGAAGUUUUACCCAAGGAGAAGGGGCCAGGCCCCUUUCCACAAGGGUGCCCAGAGCAGCCAUCGUGUUCACUGACGGACGGGCUCAGGAUGACGUCUCCGAGUGGGCCAGUAAAGCCAAGGCCAAUGGUAUCACUAUGUAUGCUGUUGGGGUAGGAAAAGCCAUUGAGGAGGAACUACAAGAGAUUGCCUCUGAGCCCACAAACAAGCAUCUCUUCUAUGCUGAAGACUUCAGCACAAUGGAUGAGAUAAGUGAAAAACUCAAGAAAGGCAUCUGUGAAGCUCUAGAAGACUCCGAUGGAAGACAGGACUCUCCAGCAGGGGAACUGCCAAAAAGGGUCCAACAGCCAACAGUGCAACACAGAUAUCUGUUUGAAGAAGACAAUCUUUUACGGUCUACACAAAAGCUUUCCCAUUCAACAAAACCUUCAGGAAGCCCUUUGGAAGAAAAACACGAUCAAUGCAAAUGUGAAAACCUUAUAAUGUUCCAGAACCUUGCAAACGAAGAAGUAAGAAAAUUAACACAGCGCUUAGAAGAAAUGACACAGAGAAUGGAAGCCCUGGAAAAUCGCCUGAGAUACAGAUGAAGAUUAGAAAUCGCGAACAUUUGUAGUCAUUGUAUUGAGGAUUACGAUGAAAGCAGUGCAGAGCCCCAAAGCUCAGGCUAUUGUUAAAUCAAUAAUGUUGUGAAGUAAAACAAUCAGUACUGAGAAAGCUGGUUUGCCACAGAACAAAGACAGGAAGUAUACACUAACUUGUAUAAAUUUAUCUAGGAAAAAAAUCCUUCAGAAUUCUAAGAUGAAUUUACCAGGUGAGAAUGAAUAAGCUACGCAAGGUAUUUUGUAAUAUACUGUGGACACAACUUGCUUCUGCCUCGUCCUGCCUUAGUGUUGCAAUCUCAUUUGACUAUACGAUCAAGUUUGCACAGUCUUACUUCUGUAGAACACUGGCCAUAGGAAAUGCUGUUUUUUUGUAUUGGACUUUACCUUGAUAUAUGUAUAUGGAUGUAUGCAUAAAAUCACAGGACAUAUAUACUUGUGGAACAAGUUGGAUUUUUUAUACAAUAUUAAAAUUCACCAUGUCAGAGAA
Nomascus leucogenys (northern white-cheeked gibbon) is the source of this 3316-nucleotide messenger RNA. RefSeq names its product matrilin 2 (gene MATN2). NCBI's taxonomy places the organism in Eukaryota, Metazoa, Chordata, Mammalia, Primates, Hylobatidae. The record is from RefSeq and is a predicted model, not a curated record. Gene Ontology annotation, molecular function: calcium ion binding.